Molecule: messenger RNA, 3900 nt
Organism: Callithrix jacchus (white-tufted-ear marmoset)
Lineage: Eukaryota; Metazoa; Chordata; Mammalia; Primates; Cebidae
Gene: ACSF3
Product: acyl-CoA synthetase family member 3
Biological process (GO): fatty acid metabolic process
Molecular function (GO): medium-chain fatty acid-CoA ligase activity
Source: RefSeq, a predicted model, not a curated record
ACGCGCUUGCGCAACGGACGCGCCGCGCCGGGGAAGCUGUUGGGAGCCGGAAGCGGUUCCGGUCGGACCCCGGCGCGCGCGCGCGCCCGGCGGCGAAGAGAACGCACUCGGGCGAGGCAGAUCCCGCGGCCCGGCCGCGCGGCCGUCUCGUAGGUCGCCCCCAGGAGGCCCUCGGGACGCCGGUCAGGAUGAUGCUGCUCCCCGUGAAGCUGACCUUCCGGCGCCUGGCCUGUGCCUUGGCCUCCUGCCGUCUGGCUCCUGCAGGACACAGAGGAAGUGGCCUUCUGCACACAGCCCCCGUGGCCCCCUCAGACCGGACCGCCCCAGUGUUCACCCGCGCCCUGGGCUUUGGGGACAGAACUGCCGUGGUUGACCGGCACGGCCACCACACGUACGCGGAGCUUUAUUUCCGCAGCCUUCGCCUGUCCCGGGAGAUCUGUGGGCUCCGCAGGUGUGUUGGCGGGGGCCUCCGCGAGGAGAGGGUCUCCUUCCUGUGUGCCAAUGACGCCUCCUAUGUCGUGGCCCAGUGGGCCUCGUGGAUGAGUGGUGGUGUGGCAGUCCCCCUCUACAGGAAGCACCCUGCGGCCCAGCUGGAGUAUGUCAUCUCCGACUCCCAGAGCUCAGUGGUCCUUGCUGGCCAGGAAUACCUGGAGCUCCUGAGCCCUGUGGUCCGGAAGCUGGGGGUCCCGCUGCUGCCUCUCACACCAGCUGUCUACAGUGGAGCAGCGGAGGAAGUGGCAGAGGGGCCGGUCCCGGAGCAGGGGUGGAGAGACCAGGGUGCCAUGAUCAUCUACACCAGCGGGACCACAGGGAGGCCCAAGGGCGUGCUGAGCACGCACCGCAACCUUGGGGCUAUGGUGACUGGGCUGGUCCACAAGUGGGCAUGGACCAAAGACGACGUGAUCCUCCACGUGCUCCCGCUGCACCACGUCCACGGAGUGGUCAACGCGCUACUCUGCCCGCUCUGGGUGGGCGCCACCUGCGUGAUGAUGCCUGAGUUCAGCCCUCAGCAGGUUUGGGAGAAGUUCUUAAGUUCUGAAACGCCGCAGAUCAGUGUCUUUAUGGCAGUGCCCACCAUGUACGCCAAGCUGAUGGAGUACCACGACAGACAUUUCACCCAGACGCAUGUCCAGGAUUUCAUGCGUGCCGUUUGUGAACAAAAAAUCAGGCUCAUGGUGUCGGGCUCCGCUGCCCUGCCCCUCCCCGUGCUGGAGAAGUGGAAGAACAUCACAGGCCACACCCUGCUGGAGCGGUACGGCAUGACCGAGAUCGGCAUGGCUCUGUCCGGGCCCCUGAACCCCGCAGCGCGCGUGCCAGGUUCUGUGGGGACCCCGCUGCCAGGAGUGCAAGUGCGCAUUGUCUCAGAAAACUCACAGAAGGAAGGCGACGCCCACACUGUGCACGCAGAGGGAGACGAGAGGGGCACCAAGGUGACCCCAGGGUUUGAAGAGAAGGACGGGGAGCUGCUGGUGAGGGGACCCUCCGUGUUUCGAGAAUACUGGAAUAAACCAGAAGAAACUAAAAGCGCAUUCACCGGGGAUGGCUGGUUUAAGACAGGGGACACCGUGGUGUUUAAGGACGGCCAGUACUGGAUCCGAGGCCGGACCUCGGUGGACAUCAUCAAGACCGGAGGCUACAAGGUCAGCGCCCUGGAGGUGGAGCGCCACCUGCUGGCUCACCCCAGCAUCACAGAUGUGGCUGUUAUUGGAGUUCCGGAUAUGACAUGGGGCCAGCGGGUCAUUGCUGUGGUGACUGUUGGAGAAGGGCACUCACUGUCCCACAAGGAGCUCAAAGAGUGGGCCAGGAUGAACUCCUGGAGGACUUCCUGCUGUUCCUGGGACGGACCCUGCUUGGUUGUGUGUGCGCGUGUGGAGACUGAAUUAUUGUAUUUAAUCUGACUGUUGCUCCAGGUCCUUGGAGUCUUAUUUCCAAUUUCAAAACCCCAAAAGCUCUGAAAAUCAAAGGGUUUUUUGUUUUGUAAUGUUUGCAGUAAAUUAAUGCGUCCAAGAAGCCCAGGCUGCGUGGAGACGGCCCUAUCCAGUGUUUCCGGAGGCCUCAGUGGCAGCCCCGGGCAGAGGCUCAGCUCAGGGGUCCCAGAACCCUGUGGGCCACGUGCCUUUACAACACUGGAAAAGCUGUAUUCGACACACUUCGUGCCGGGGAUGCAGGAGCCACAUUUUAUUUAGGAUUUUGAAGGUGGAUAAAUUGGCGUCUAAGGCCUCUUUGUGGAGGAAGUGGGGUGUCUGAUUGCCGAUUCGGUGUCCUUAGGGCUGAGGUUUACUCAGGAUUUCUACUUCUGAGACAGUUGUGACAGCCUGCAUACAUUCCGCCCUGGCUUUCAGACCUGCUGACCCAGUCGCCUCGUCUCUCUGCUGUCGGGAACUCAGCGGGGCCUGUGCUCUCCCCAGAUCUGCGGCGUCUCAGCUGCAGGUGCUCUGUCUUCUUCAGGAACUCCUGUGGGCACCCCGUCCUCUCCCUGCCCUCCAGGGCCCUGAGCUCUCCUGCUGCAGGACGUGGACCCCCCUCGCUGGUUUCCCAGCCUCAGGCACCGCCAGGGUCGGCGUUUGCUUUGAGACAGGGUCCUUCUCUGUUGCCCAGGCUGCAGUGCAGUGGUGCAGUCGUAGCUCGCUGCAGCCUUGACCUCCUGCCUCAGCCUGAGUAGCGGGGACAGCGAGCAUGUGCCACCAGCCCCAGCUAAUUUUCUUCUUAAUUUGUAGCAACAGGGCCUCCAUUUGCUGCUGUUAUAUGUAAAUUUUAAUUGCCGGGAAAGAAGUAGCACCCAAAUAUAAAUUUUCUCACAGCAAGGCAGCUUCGCUUCUGCAGAAAGGGUACAGUCAACCGCAGUUUGCCCCAAGAGUACACGGAACAAAGGCGGCAAGGCCACUUACAUCUGACACAUCCACCCCGCUGGUGUGUCCUGAUCCACGGGCUGGGACUGGACCUCAGUGGAGGCUGCACCCGGUUGGCUCACAACUUAAGGCUUUUCUAAGUAGGUAAAGGCAGCGGAGAACAAAGGAACAGAGGGAGUCACUUAGAGGGGCAAAACUACCCCCAAAGAAGGAAGGGAGGCAAGCUACGAUCUCCACACGCAUGUCAGGCAAAUGUCUAGGUUAAAUUCUAAGAACCAGGAACGCUGGAUACACAUUUCUUUAUUAAGACUAACAACCAUUCAGGAGUGUCUGCAAAGGGUCUAGAGUAAAUUAACUUCUUAAAAAGCUCUUAUGUAUAAAGAACUGAGAGGAAAACUUUGAAGAGGGACUUUUUAUUUUUAUUUUCUGCAGUUACCCAGCUGGCCUGGGACUCCCGGGCUCAGACGACUCUCACCUCAGCCUGUAAAGUAUCUGGGGUCACAGCCGUGCACAGCUAACCUCUAACACUUCUUUUUUUGAGACGGAGUCUCGAUCUGUUGCCCAGGCUGGAGUGCAAUGGCGCAAUCUCGGCUCACUGGAACUUCUGUUUCCUGGGUUCAAGCGAUUCUCCGGCCUCAACCUCCGAGUAGCUGGGACUGCAGGCACGUGACACCACACCCAGCUAGGUUUUUUUAUUUUUGUAUUUUUAGUAAAGACAGGGUUUCACCAUGUUGGCCAGGCUGGUCUUGAACUCUUCACCUUGCCUCCCAAAGUGCUGGGAUUACAGGCAUGAGCCACCGCGCCCGGCCAACGUUUUAAAAUACUAUAAAAUCGGCAGGUUUUUUUUCCAACCAAGUUGAUAGCUUCUCACUCCAUGGAUCCCCCAAGGCCAUCCUCCAGGGCCCCGCGGAGUCCUCCCGCCAUCUUGGGAGGGCCUGUCGAGUCUCAAGUUCAUGUUGUUUACUAGCUUUUGUUUUACAGUCACUAAAUUUCCUAACGUUUUCCAACUUCUUGUCUCAAAGGACUUCAUUUUAAUAAACAAUAUUCUUUA